UUAUCUAUUUAUAACUUUAACAAAAUGUCCGUCUUUCUGAACGCGAGUGUGAAUAGCGAUCCGGAGAUUAUCUAUCAGACCAUAUCUUCGACAGCGUCUGCAAUAAAAGAGGAGCAAUCGGAGCGUCUGCACGAUCGCAUCUCACAGGAACAGCUGGAGAAGCUGCACGCAAGUUUUGAACAGUUUGAGGAUCAAGAGGUCGGGUUUGAUGAUCUGCGAAACAUGCUCGAGGAUGUGGACAUAGUGCUGAGCGAUUUUGUUUACACACGGUUGUUUCUUAAGAUAAAUCAGAAUCGCGACUUUUUGGUGGACUGGAACGAGUUUGUUUCGUAUUUGAUAUUCGGGUUUCAGGAGGAGGAUCCUAGCAGUCAAAAGGAGUCCCUAAUACUGCCAAUAUCGACGCAGCCCAUCAUUCGCAAGACAGAACAUCGUUCAGCCGUCUGCUGUUUGGCGCUUUUAAAGGUAAAAUCGGAUCAAAUACAUCCCGAUGAGGACACGGGCGAGACUAUUAACAUUAGCUUUGGUGGCGAAGAUUCGCCAGAGGCCUCUGGGAUGUGGAUUACGGCUAGCCACGAGGGCCAAAUACGGUUCUGGACUCCCCACAUGGAGCCCAUACGUUCUGCCUAUUCGGAGAGCUUACAUCUAAAGGUACCCACGUGGAUUCUGGCCGUGCAGGCACUCUCCGAUGUCAGCAUUGUUUGCACCUCUUCGACAGAGCGGGAGUUGCGCUUUCACGAAACCAUCGCAUCGACCUUUACACUUCGGAUUGUCAUCCGUAGUCUUCCACACGCCGUCUAUUGCAUGAGUUAUAGUUUUUAUACGAAUGGCAAGGCGGAGUCGAAGCUGGUGCUCGGCGAUUAUGCGGGGAACGUACGCAUUUUGUCCUUCACACCGCAUUUGCGGGGACCCUUCCAGGCCAAGCCGGGUGCUGCACUCAUUGAGGUCGUCUGGGCGGAUAUCUUGAAAGGUAAGAUUCCGCAGUUCAAGCCGCGGGAAUACAUUAAUCUGCACAGCGAGAUGAUUUCCUGCCUCUACUAUUCGUUGGAAAUGAAUGCUCUAUUCGCCUCCGCCGAGUACCGCAAUACAAAGAAAUAUCGCGGUCGUUGUCCGGCUCUGAUAAUGACGUCCUCCGAUGAUCGCAGCAACUUUCGCAUUCCCCUGGGCGUCACCACAUUUUUUGUGGAUGAACGCCAUAACAUUGUGGUUACGGGGGGGCCGGACACCUUUGUGCGGAUCUGGGAUGUUUACAUUACAUCGGAACCGUCGGGCAUACUGACGGGCCACAAUGGAGGAAUCGUCAUGGUUUUUGUGCAGCCCGAGGAAAAGAAGGUCUACAGCGUGGACUACCAUAAGAUCAUCAAGGUGUGGGAUCUGCAGGAGCACACCUUGCUGCAGACAUAUGGCGACCUGGUGCGCCUGAUACACCACACCGAAACCGAUCUCGUCUACUACUAUCACUCGCACUUGCGCGAGCUAAUGGUGGGAGGUCGGAAGCUAAUCUCUGUUAAGUGCUGUCCGAGGGUGCGGGUCGACCUUACAGACGGCAACACGCAUGCGCAACCGGUCUCAGUAGUGCUGUAUAAUCGGCUGUUUCGAAAUAUCGUUACCUGUGGCUUGGACAGCUAUAUCAUCGUGUGGGAUCCUUGGACGGGACGUCGCAAGAUCAUCAUGAAGAGCUGUCACACAAAAAUGAUUUACGGCGAGACUAUAGACAUUGAGAUUACGGCCGCCUGCUUUGAUCCGCUCGAGCAGUUCCUGCUGACGGGAGCGCGGGACGGUUCGCUCAAAAUUUGGAACUACAAUAAUGCGGUGGUGGUGCGUAAUAUGUGCAUACAACCAGAUCAAGAAGUGACGGCGGUUAUAUGGGUUGUAGAACGCAUUUUGGCGAUGGGUUGGGAUCGCCAAGUGACCGAGUUUAAUGACGUCGAGGGCCGGGAAUAUGGUGAUCCCAAGAAAUGGGCCAAAUUCCACACAGACGACAUUACUUGCGGGGCCGUAAAGCUGGGGGAAGGUGUCGUCACAGCCACCUAUUCGGGCGAAAUCAUAUUUUGGAAGCUGGAAACGGGCCAGCCUUACAGACGUUACAGUGUUAUGGACCCCACGCGUUUCAUUGAGCUGAAAUUGAGCAAAGAGGAGGACAAGGCUAUGAAGCGUGCGAAAAGACUGCAAGCGCGUCAAACGACCCACUCGGAGAAUCGCUACACCGUGACCUCCACACGCAACACAAUUCACAGUACCAGGUCCACAACUAAGGUGGAAGACCCCAAGUAUAACAUUUCAACCGCACCAAUAUCCGUACAGGCCGUGCUAUUUCUGCAGAACCGUCCCAUGACUAAGGUGCAUGGCAGUGUCCUUGUUUCGCUGGAUACUGGAUUUAUUCAGGUAUACUCCCAUCACCAGCGCGGUGGCUAUCUCAAGGAGUUCUUUGCCGUCCAUAAAACUGGCGAUUGUGUGCUGACAAUGUGCACUGAUCGAAAAAAUCGCUUUCUGUACACCGGUACUGCAUUUGGAUACAUUAAGGUUUGGUACAUCGUUAACUUUUGCGUGCCCGACUCGGAAAGGCAGUAUGUGUGUAUGCCUAGAUUGAGGCUGGAGUUCAUUUUUCUAAGAAAGGAGCUUUUCCUGACGCGGGCGAAGCGCGUGGUGCGGAAUCAGCCAGAGCCUCUGCUGGUGAGUUCCCUAAAAGGACAUCUGAAGGCCAUCAAUUCGAUUGCAUUCAUCAAUUUGCCGAAAAUCAUACUAACUGGUAGUCACGACUAUUCCUGUCGUUUGUGGACGCAGGGCGGACGCUAUUUGGGGACUCUGGGUACGGUGCUGCCUUGGUCGAGACUGUCGCCCUUCGAGAAAGCUGGACAGGACAAUCAUGUCUAUAGGCUGCCUCCCGACAUCAAAAAGGUGGCCAGCUCGACGACACUGAAGGUUAUAUCGGGAAUACAAGUAGAUCGGGUUAAGAUGACGGAACGGGCCGCCAAAACGGCGGAAGAGAAGGAAGAAGAAGCCGCACAGGCGGCUGAUGAGGGCACAGACCUGAAGAGUCUGUUUGAAAAACCGCUGCGCGAACCCAUACUUGGCAAAUACUUCGCCCUACCGGGUCGUAGUGCUGUGGAGCAGCACGUCGAGUUGGACACUACACAGUCGUACAUACCGGUCUACUCGCACCUGAAAGUACACCCCUCCGAGGAGUUGGAGAGGCCGCCAACACCACGGGCCAUCAAAGCCGUACAGGCUGAAAACUAUUUGGAGUUUUAUUUGCCCGUUGAGGGCAAAGUCGAUCCCAAUACAUCGGCUAUAAAUAUAAAAGAGCCAAAGCCACGACGCUCACUCGAAAAGGAUAAGGAACGUACGCGUGAAGUGCGCUAUUCGGACAGUCAUAACUCGCAGAAUGAGCCGUAAACGUGCUUUGAUUUAUUUAUCACAAAAUGUUAAAACUCAUCAGCUGCUUUGUUAACAAGUUACCAAAAUAUUUGCUUAAAUUAAAGUGAAGUUACAGGA
Scaptodrosophila lebanonensis is the source of this 3492-nucleotide messenger RNA. Its product is annotated as WD repeat-containing protein on Y chromosome. The record is from RefSeq and is a predicted model, not a curated record. Bases 25 to 3393 code for a protein of 1122 amino acids. The transcript has 10 exons. NCBI's taxonomy places the organism in Eukaryota, Metazoa, Arthropoda, Insecta, Diptera, Drosophilidae. Gene Ontology annotation, molecular function: protein binding.